Messenger RNA from Meloidogyne enterolobii, 359 nucleotides. NCBI's taxonomy places the organism in Eukaryota, Metazoa, Nematoda, Chromadorea, Rhabditida, Meloidogynidae. The record is from the annotation of a GenBank genome assembly.
GGGUAGACCUGACAUAAGGGUAUAGCUGACAAAAGGGUACACUUGACACAACGACAUAAGUACCAUUAAAAAUUCUAAAAAAUUCAGAAAACGGCAAGGAACGAAUCCAACAACGCAGAACCAUGCCAACAUAUACUAUGAAAGCUGACAAAACCUUUAGUUUAGAAAAAAAUAAUAAUGAAAGUUUAAAUUCCCCUAAAAACUCAACACAGCAACAUCAACUACCUUCCCAAUUAGCUCAAAAUUAUUGCUUAAAUCGAAGCACUUUGGCUGCUUUAGUUGGAACUAUAGGUCUUUUAAGCUCAAUUUUGCUGGCUAUUAGUUGUUGCUUACUGUGGGAUUUUCUGUCCAGCCGGUAA